AUGGCUCAACUCCAGCAAGAAACUAGAACCUUAGCCAUGAGCACCACUCAGUUCCAGCAGGACACAAAAGCAGGCAUGAAGGAUAUGGAGGCUCGAAUAAGCCAAAUGGCAACUGCCAUCAAUCGCUUGGAGUCCCACUCUUAUGGAAAGUUACCCUCACAACCUGAAGUAAAUCCCAGGAAUGUAAGUGCCAUGACACUGAGGAGUGGCAAGGAAUUGGAAGGGCCUAAAGUGGAAAGUUCAAAAAGCAAAAAGAAGACAAAAAAAGUAGAGAAGGAAAAAGAGCUUCUAGAUGUGUUCCGAAAAGUGGAGAUUAACAUCCCUUUACUGGAUGCAAUCAAGCAGAUACCGAAAUAUGCUAAAUUUCUCAAGGAUCUAUGCACCCAUAAGAGGAAACUGAGAGGGGACGAAAGAGUAGCGGUGGGAGAAAAUGUGUCAGCAAUGCUCCAAAGGAAGCUUCCACCCAAGUGUGGAGAUCCAGGUAUGUUCACGAUCCCCUGUAAGAUAGGGAACACACCGAUUAGGAAAGCAAUGUUAGAUUUAGGGGCGUCAAUCAAUGUGAUGCCCAAGACUAUUUUUGCUUCUCUAAAUCUUGGACCACUUAAAGAAACAGCCAUCAUAAUCCAACUAGCUGAUCGUACGAAUGCAUAUCCAGAGGGGCUAGUUGAGGAUGUCUUGGUACAGGUAAAUGAAUUGGUUUUUCCUGCAGAUUUUUAUAUCUUGGACAUGGGAGAUGAGAAAUCAUUAAGCCCAUCACCUAUCUUGUUAGGUAGACCAUUUCUUAGCACUGCCAGGACUAAGAUAGAUGUGAAUGAGGGUACUUUGUCAAUGGAAUUUGAUGGUGAAACUGUGAAUUUCAAUAUUUUUGAGGCGAUGAAGUACCCAGAAGAAUCUAACUCGGUCUUUGCUUUGAGUGUUAUUGAGCCUUUCGUGCAGGAAAUUUUCGAAUUAGAUGGCGAAGACGCUUUGGAAGUGGCUCUAGCCAAGCACUUGGAGUUGGGUGUAACUCAUGAUGUGGACCUAAGGGGAGAUUUGCUCCAUGCAGUGGAAGCCUUACACUCACUUCCACCCGUAUCCCCAAGACUGCUUCCUUCAGUUGUGCAGGCACCAGAUUUAGAAUUAAAGCCUCUGCCAAAGCAUCUUAAGUACGCAUUCCUAGGAGACCGGGAGACACUGCCGGUAAUCAUCUCUGCGCACCUGUCUCCAAGUCAAGAGGAUGGUUUUUCAGGUUACUUUCAGAUCGCGAUCGCACCAGAAGACCAGGAGAAGACUACCUUCACAUGCCCAUUUGGCACGUUUGCCUACCGCCGGAUGCCUUUCGGACUCUGCAAUGCUCCAGCGACCUUUCAAAUGUGCAUGGUAAGUAUUUUCUCCGAGUAUGUAGAGAAAAUAAUUGAGGUAUUCAUGGAUGAUUUCAGUGUGUACGGGGACAGUUUUGAUGAAUGCUUGGAAAAUCUGACUUUAAUUCUGAACUCUGACCAUGCAGCCUUGAGGUACCUGUUGGCGAAAAAGGAUGCCAAACCGCGGCUUGCGUGUGGUGGGCAUUUUGGUCCAAAGCGGACGGCUCGUAAAGUGUUAGAAAGUGGUUUUUAUUGGCCUACUCUGUUUAAGGAUGCAUAUCUGUUUUGCAAAUCUUGUGAUAAGUGUCAAAGGGUGGGGAAUAUCUCUCGAAGAGACCAAAUGAGUCAAACCCCCAUAUUAUUUGUUGAGAUUUUUGAUGUCUGGGGUAUAGAUUUCAUGGGUCCCUUCCCCUCGUCCUUUGGUUUCUUGUACAUUAUACUUGCUGUUGACUAUGUUUCCAAAUGGGUAGAGGCAAAAGCUACCCGGACUAAUGAUUCUAAAGUAGUUGCAGAUUUUGUAAGAUCUAACAUUUUUGUCCGUUUUGGAAUGCCGAGAGCCAUAGUGAGUGACAGGGGCACCCACUUUUGCAAUAAAACGAUCACCGCCUUGUUUCGUAAGUAUGGUGUGCUCCACAAAGUGUCCACUCCCUACCAUCCCCAAACGAAUGGUCAAGCCGAAGUAUCGAAUAGGGAGGUUAAGUCGAUUCUGGAGAAGAUGGUGAGGCCUGAUCGAAAGGAUUGGAGUGUGAAAUUGGAAGAUGCUCUCUAG
Coffea eugenioides is the source of this 2109-nucleotide messenger RNA. RefSeq lists its product as uncharacterized. The coding region runs from base 1 to 2109 and encodes 702 amino acids. The record is from RefSeq and is a predicted model, not a curated record. Gene Ontology annotation, biological process: DNA integration. Lineage: Eukaryota; Viridiplantae; Streptophyta; Magnoliopsida; Gentianales; Rubiaceae. The transcript has 6 exons. Gene Ontology annotation, molecular function: nucleic acid binding.